AUCAUUACAGUCAAUAUCACAGUACCGAUCCCUACUCCAGCGUCUUCACUUAUCAGUGAUGACAAGUGUCCUGCAUAGAUGAAGAAAAUUUUAAACAAGUGCAAUAUAAGAAUUAUAGCAAAAGAAGCGAACUCCAUCGACAUAAAAACUUAGAUGAUUAUGCAAGGCAUCGGAUUGGUCAUGACAGCCUUGGUCCUCGCAACGCUCGUUAUUGCGGAAAAUGGUUUCACCGUCGGUCGCAGGAUUCCUGGUGACGACGAGAUCGAUAUCAAAACGGAAAGGGCCCGAGGUCCACCCGAUUACGCACUCAGCUACUACAAAACCUACGUCGGUGACAAUUAUCGGGUGAUUACUCAAGUAGUGAUCGAGGAAGUUGCUAAUAGUGGAACAUACACGGCGAUUAUCGCUGGAGGCCCUGGACACACUUACGUCACCCUUGCUUAUGUUGUACCUCGAUAUGUCGAGAUGAAUUAUAGAGUGUCUAUAUAUGGAAAAACUCCUGCAUUCCGAAAAAUUCUCUAAAUUGGGUAAUCGCUUGAAUG
Messenger RNA from Ceratosolen solmsi marchali, 542 nucleotides. RefSeq lists its product as uncharacterized. The coding region runs from base 154 to 522 and encodes 122 amino acids. The transcript is spliced from 2 exons. The record is from RefSeq and is a predicted model, not a curated record. Lineage: Eukaryota; Metazoa; Arthropoda; Insecta; Hymenoptera; Agaonidae.